Messenger RNA from Leptopilina boulardi, 3020 nucleotides. RefSeq lists its product as uncharacterized. The transcript has 4 exons. The record is from RefSeq and is a predicted model, not a curated record. Bases 907 to 2244 code for a protein of 445 amino acids. Lineage: Eukaryota; Metazoa; Arthropoda; Insecta; Hymenoptera; Figitidae.
GUGAAGAGUGUAUCAAAUGGCUAAAAGAAAAUGAUGAGCCCCAAGAAGAAGUGAUACAGAAGUGGAAGGAAACAUUUGCGCAAAGACGUUUGUGUGACAACGUUAAUUAUUACUUUUCUCAGUAUAAAUGUUUGCGAUCGCCGAUUGGACAUAUUUUGAUUUCUCAAGAUUUUGAUGCUGUGUAUCCAGAUUCAGUUAAAAUCUUUACCGAUUCUUGGGAUGAUGUUUCGAAAUUAAUAGUGUCGUAUGCAACAUCAAAAAAGAAAUUGUUCUUGUCUGAGGAAGUAUUUGUUACAUCAGAGAAAUACUCUAUAUUAGGAUUGCUUUGCUUGCCUCGCCUUUUAGGAGUGCUAUUGAAAAAAAGAAAAGGAUUCGAACCAUUCGGGUGUUGUUCCGAGGAUGUGAAAAACUCUUUCAUCGUUAACGUGCAGACGCAAGAAGAUUUAAACAAGUUUAAGGAACAAAGAACUGCAAAUGCAAAUGUACACGGCAAACCAGUUGGUCCAUACGUUGCAGUUGUUGGAAAUUUGGAAGAAGACGGAAACCCAGAAAUAAGCGUUUAUGUAGUUAUUGAUAACUACAUCUUCAAAGUUGUAACAAACAAAGUAGCAGACGCAGUCGAUUAUUGCUUUAAAUCAUUUUUUGCCUUGAAUAUCGACUUCACCCCCGAGUGCAAACACUUAUGGACUUUUUUACAAAGACAUAUUUAUAAAGUUAAACUAAAAUCUGCUCACCAAUAUACAACCGUAACAAAAUUCAUGGAUGAAUUGAAUAAGUUAAAAUAACUUUUGAUCAGUUAAUGAUUGGGCGCAACUGUGAUUUUAGAGAUAAAAUUUGUUUAAAUUUAAAUUAUUUAAUUAUUUGAAUAAAUUUUUUUUUAUAAGUUUAAUAAUCGUUUAAGACAUCAUGGCUGUUCCAAAAAUGGAUUUGGAAAUGGAAAUGUUAAAAUUAACAUUGGGGUUAUAUAAUAAUCUUUCUAUACCGCGGAAUGUUAUUCAAAUUUUUGUUGAUUCGAUUACAAAUUUUGUAAAUGUUACGUAUCAAAAUUAUAUACUAGAAAAACUUACUGUAGAAUUUAAAGAGCAUCACAAUAUACUUCUUGAUAAAGUCAAAGAAGCCUGUGAUUCAUCAAAAACAAUUUUUGAUAAGUUUCAAACUGAAUAUAAGAGAUUUGCUUUAUAUGAAGAAAAAGGGUUACUGUUUAUGCCUAAAGAGCGUAAAAUUGGUCACAAAUACGUAGAAGAAGUUAAUGAUAAAAAAUUAAUUACAAAACAAUUUGAUCUGUUUGGGCAAUACAUGCCGUUAAAAUGGAGUUUAAAAUUACUCCUCGAAAUUCCCGGUACGUUUCAGUUAUUAAAAAAUUAUAUGGACGAAUUGGAAAAUGAAAAAAAUAUAUAUAGCAAUUUUAUCCAGGGAGAACUUUGGAAGCAAAAAUAUAAGUCCAAAAACAACGAACUUGUCGUUCCAUUAUUUGUUUUUCAAGAUGAUUGUGAAUUAGGUAACGCGCUCGGUCCUCACGCAGGUAAAAAUAAAGUAGGCGCCAUGUAUACUUCAAUACCCUGUUUUCCUUCGCAAUUUGUAACGCAAUUAGACAAUAUUUUGUUAACUGGUUUAACUUACGCUAAUGAUAGGAAAUUAUGUAAAAAUGAAGACUUUUAUAAAGAAUUAAUAUCAGAAUUAAAUGAAUUACGACAGAAAGGUUUAGACAUACUAGUUGGAAACAAGGUAUAUAAGAUUUUUUUCCAAUUAUGUUUGAUUUUGGGCGACAAUCUCGGACUGAAUGAAAUAUUAGGCUUCGUAGAAAGUUUCAAUUCGGGGAAACCAUGCAGAAUCUGUAAGGCCUCUAUUGAUGAGAUAAAAAAUUUAAUUAACGAAAAAGAUGAUCUUUUAAGAACAAAAGAAUCCUACCAACAGGAUUGCGACGAAAAUAAUCCAUCUGAAACAGGUAUUAAUGAAGAAUGCAUUUUUCAUAAAGUUUUUGGUUUUCACGUUUGCGAUAACAUUAUUUUGGAUUUAAUGCACGACAUAUUUGAGGGAACGGCCAGUUUCACAUUGCUUAAAAUCGUGAACUAUUUUAUUUUCGAAAAAAAAUUGUUUUCCCUUGAAUUUUUGAAUCAGAGGAUUCAAAAAUUUAAUAACGAGCAAAUAGAAGUUUCAAACAAAAUACCAUUAUUAAAAAGUGGACACAUUACAUCGAAAGAAAAGUUAAAAAUGACUGCCGCGGAAACGAUGUCCUUUGUAUGAUAUUUCGGUUUGCUUAUUGGAGACAAAAUCCAAGAUGAAGAAGAUGAAACUUGGGCUUUAUACAUUUUGCUUAGAAAAAUCGUGAAUUUUUUAACUUCGCCAAGGUUAGUGGAAGGUCAUAUUAUGCAACUUGAUGAACUCAUUCCAAAAUUUUUAAGUUCGUAUAAACAGCUUUUCAGACAUCUCAAGUACAAAUUUCAUAAUAUGACUCAUAUUACACGAGUAUGAAAAAAAAAUGGUCCUCUUGUACACUUUUGGUCGAUGCGAUACGAGUCAAAACAUCGACAUUUAAAAGUAGCAUCUGGAACUACUUGCAAUACAAUGAAUCUUUUAAAAUCUUUGGCUCUGCGAAACCAACUCCGAUUAGCAUAUUUAAAACUGAUUGGAAAUUUGUCUUAUGAUAACUUAAUUUUUGAUCAUUUCAAGGAAAUCGACGAGUUUUCCAGAAGAAAGUACUUUCCAAGAAGUUGUAUUACAGAUGAAAUUUUUUCAACUGACUGUGUUGAAUCAAACGGAAUUGAGUAUAAAGAAAAAAUGGUUUUUGUAGUUGAAAUGGGACCGAAUGACUUACUUGUUUUCGGAAAAGUUAUCGAAAUAUUGAUUAAAGAAAAGCAAGUAUUUUUAGUAAUGCAACCUUUGGUAAGUAUUUUCUUCGAUGAAAAAUUCUUUGCUUACAAUGUAGUAGCACGUGAAACAUACAUUUUAAAAAAUUGUCUUGAAUUGCCGAACAUUCAUCCAUGUCUAUUAGUAGAAAAAGGAGAAAAUUGUUUCGUUGC